Messenger RNA from Musa acuminata subsp. malaccensis (wild Malaysian banana), 5536 nucleotides. Its product is annotated as nuclear pore complex protein NUP214. Lineage: Eukaryota; Viridiplantae; Streptophyta; Magnoliopsida; Zingiberales; Musaceae. The record is from RefSeq and is a predicted model, not a curated record. Gene Ontology annotation, biological process: RNA export from nucleus. Gene Ontology annotation, molecular function: structural constituent of nuclear pore.
CCUCCGCUUCCGCCCGCUUAGGGCUUUUAGGGUUCUCAUUCUCCCUCUUCCUUGGUUUGCAAGAAUGCCCUGAAGCCAUCGCACCUGUCCGCUCUCGCUUCCCCCUUUCUGUGUGUCCAAGAUUUGACCGCCACCGAUGGCCGAGGCGUCGCCUCGUCUCAUCCGCCUCGAGGAGGAGAUCGAAGGCGAUCACGGAGCCACCGCCGACUUCGUAUUCUGCCGCCUCGGCGAGCCCGUUUCCCUGAAGCCUGCCGAUUCCGAGUUCGAUCUCCAGGCCCCGCCGGCUCGACCUCUCGCCAUCUCCGAGCGCUUUGGGGCCAUUUUUUUAGCACAUUCCGAAGGGUUUCUGGUGGCGAAGACGAAGGAUGUCAUUGGUUUGGGGAAGGAGAUUAAGGAGAAGGGAAAGACCCCUUGCAUUCAGAACACAAGCGUUGUGGAUGUAAAGAUUGGUAGGGUGUCUCUUCUUGCGCUCUCCAAUGACUCCACGGUGCUCGCUGCUGCUGUUGGCGGUGAAAUUCACUUUUUUUACGUGCCGUCUCUCAUUAAUCAUAAGGAGUGUAAACCAUCCUUUUCAAAUGCACUGAAGAAUUCUGGCAUUGUAAAAGACAUAAGGUGGCAAAAGAAUUCUCAAAAGUCUUUCGUUGUUCUUUCAAGUGAUGGCCUACUAUGCCAUGGACGUGUGAAGGAUUCCAUCAAGGAUGUAAUGGAAAAUGUUGAUGCUGUUGAUUGGAGCAUGGAGGGUGACUAUAUUGCUGUUGCUAGGAAGAGUGAUAUAAGAAUCUUUUCAUCUGAUUUCAAAGAACAAAUUUGCAUCACCCUGUCGUUCCAGUCAUGGUCUAAUGAUACUGAAUCUGAAAUUUUCAUAAAAGUGGAUUCCAUUGAAUGGGUUCGUGAUGAUAGUAUAGUUGUUGGAUGUGUUCGAGUUAAUGAAGAUGGUAAUGAGGAAGGUUACUUAAUUCAAGUGAUCAAAAGCAGGGAGCAUAAAUUGACCGAGAAUCUCUGUAAGCCUGUAGUCUUUUCCUUCCCUGAUCUAUUUGAAGGUGUAUUAGAUGAUAUUUUGCCAACUGGAGCUGGGCCUUACUUGCUUCUGAGCUAUUUGGGUCGCUGGGGGCUUCUUCUUGCUUCAAAUAAAAAGAACAUUGAUCAGCAUGUUCUUCUGUUGGCAUACUCGAUGGACGACAACCAAAGGGAGGUGUCAUUGCUGGAGUUUCAAAAUGACAAGUAUAAACCUACAAUUUGUUUAAAAGAAAAUGGUGAUGACAAUCUGAUAUUGGGGUUUGGUGUUGAUAAGAUUUCCGUGUUCGAGAAAGUUAAAGUACAAGUUGGCAUAGAAUCUAGAGAACUUUCACCACUCUGUGUGCUAUACUGUCUUACCUGUGAGGGAAAGCUUAUUAUGUAUCAUGUGGCGAGGGUUUCAGAUCCUUCAGAUCUUCCUCAGUCCUCCCUUCCUCCAACAGAUGUUUUAUUGGAGAAUGAGUUGGCAACCAGUUCAAAUUUGAAGGAUGAUACAGAUGGUUUAAAAUCAAAUAACAAUUUAAAACAGAUAAUUCCUGAAUCUCCUUCUGUUCCUACAGGUGAAGAAUUGAGAAGUGCAAGAAACAAAGAUAUACAUCAGGUUCCAAGUGACAAAAUUCAUACUGGAAAGAGGGAUGAAAGCAAUGAUAAUUCAGUUGUUAGGCCUUCCAUACCACAAACAGCAAAGAUGACUCAGCUAUCCAUGGAGUCUCCAACCAUAAAUGUAACUGCUUCUGUUGGUCAGAGAAAAUCUGGCAUGAUAGAAACUGUCUCUUCAUCAGGAGAGGGUGUCAAUGUCCCUCAUGUGAUACAUAAUCUAUCAAGUGAUGCUUCUGUAACCAUGCAAGCAAAUGCAAAAAAUAUUAUAAAAGGUGGUGAUAAGGUUGAAGUAUCUCCUGGUCCAACUAGAAUUGGAGGAGUUCCAUCUGAUUUACAAUCCAUUGGAGGUAUCAAUGCAAAAGUUUCACCAUUCGCUUCUGGUAGUUCUGCUGUGAGUGGUUCCUUUGGAAAGUCAGAGGCAGGAGUAGGAAGUAAGGCAUCCUUUUCCUCUCAAAAGAGCCUUUCAACUAAUCCUCUAUCUGGCAGUACAUCUUUGAAUUUAACUGGAGUUGGUGGAGGAUCAUCAAACUUGAUGUUUUCUUCAAAUAGAGGUACUCACAGUGUAGCACAUACAACUUCCUUUAAUAAAUCUGCAAAUACUGAGGCAGCCAGUCCUGGGUCUUCUCUGCCGCAAAAAAGUUCUAUUGUAGGCAAAUCAUUAUUUCCUAAGCCACAGACUUUGGUUGAGGAUUUAAGAACUUCAAAGUCAUCACUGAUGUUGGACUCUGAACCAGAACUCUCGAAGCAGUUCUAUAAUGUAAAAGAUAUGACCAAGGAACUCGAUACUUUGUUGUCACUUAUAGAACAGGAAGGUGGAUUCAAGGAUGCUUGCACUGUCUUACAUCAAAACUCAAUUUUGACACUUGAGGACGGCCUGAAAAAUCUCUCUCAGACAUUCAGGAUGUGCAGGAGAAAAGUGGAGGAAGAACUUACGGAGAUUCAAGAGCUUCAAAGGAAGAUGUCUCAAGUAUCAGCUAGGCAAGUUUACAUGGCAGACAUUGUUAAACAAGCUUCAACAGAGCAUUAUUGGGACAUAUGGAACCGGCAGAAGCUGAAUCCUGAAAUUGAACAGAAGCGGCAAAAUAUUUGGAAGGUGUACCAGGAUUUGACAAACCAGCUAAUAGAACUGGAGAGAUAUUUCAAUACUCUUGAGAUUAGCAAGUUUGGUGAGAGUGACAAAAGUACAGGUCGGAGGGCUUUUCAUGGUAACAUGAGGCAAUCAAGGCAUCUCCAGUCUUUGCAUAGUGUAUACAGCACACUAAACUCACAGUUGGCAGCAGCUGAGAAACUAUCUGAUUCUCUAUCGAGACAGAUGGCUCUGCUCCAUAUAAACAAUCCUACAAAGCGGGUUGGCGUAGCAAGGGAAUUAUUUGAAUCAAUUGGUCUUGCUGAUGAAGGCAUCACUCUAAAAUCUCCAGAUGUUAGAAGUCCUUUUCAGAGCCCAGUAUCUGUAAAGAGAAUUACCUCCUCAACAGAUUUUUCCAGUAAGGAGUAUCCCAGGAGAGCUGCAUCAAGUGCUUUGUCAACUAUUGAGCCAGAAACUACGAGGAGGAGGAGAGAUUCUUUUGGGAAGAACUGGGCUAGCUUUGAGCCCCCAAAGACUAUCGUGAAAAGGACAGCUCAUCAAGAACAUGUCAGAGUUAGUGCCAAUAACCCCUUCACCACAGCUAAGAAACAGUUUGAUGCUCAGAUCGAGUCGUUUGCUGUAAUCCAGCAAAAGGCCACUGAGAAACCAGCAUCCUUGACGGAGUCAUUGACUGGUAAGGUUCAGCCAGAGGUGUACCGUGUGAGCAAAGAUAUCCAAGAGAAACCCUCCCAACAGACCUCUAAAUCUCAAUCUAGUACUGUUUUCAGGUGGUCUGGUUCACCUCAACCUUUAGUGUCAAAAUCUCAUCCUACGGAAGAGAUUCGGAACCAUAUGACUGAGACAUCAGUUGCAAUGGCUCCAGCAUCAUCUCUGUUAUCACCUGGAACCUUAGAGUCAAAGUCUAAUCCUAUGAGAGAGAUACGAAAAAGUACUCCUUUGACAUCAGUUGCAAUGUCUCCGACAUCGUCUCUGUUUAACAGUGCUUCAAGUGGUGCAAAAGAGAAUACGGGGAGUGAUGUGGUGACUCACAUAUCAAAUUCAUCUGUAAAAUCUGUUUCGUUCCCCAAAAUGACGCCUAAUGUGCAGAUGGAGGCACCUAACACUGUGGCAACUUCUAUAAAAUUUCCGAGUGGUACAUCAACUCCGAAGAGUAUAUCAAAAGAGGCGAAAACACAAGUAGAGAAGCAACUAAGCUUGAAGACCCUGGGUGAAGGUUUUUCUGGGAAAUUGCAAGGAAGCAUGCAACAGUCUGCUGUUUCUCCCGAAAGCUUAUCUGCGUUGUCGACCAAUAGUAAUGCUCUCUCUUUCUCUACAAUGUUUGGUGUACGAACAGAUAUUAGUCAGUCAAUUACAGGCAAAAAACAGUCGAGUGGAACUGUAUCUGCUCUGACAUCAGACACCAAAGUAUCAAGUUCGCCUACUCCAUUCUCAACAUUUACGUUAUCAACUCCUUCAUCCAUAUCAAAUGCGUCUACAUCGGCUAUGCCAUCCUUACCGAACAUAACAUUAGGAGGACCAUCGCCAGUUCAUGCUAUGACUUCAGCAUCAGGAUCGACCUCAUCUACUGCUCAGUAUUUUGUUCCGUCUUCUAGUGCUUCAGCUUCUCUAUCACAGUCCUGGAGUUCAACGUCUGCUCCGUCACCUUCAGAAAGUUCAGCAUUACAAAGUUCACCAUCAGUUUCAAAUGAGGCCAAUGCAAGAUCUGAGCUAACUCUACAACUGACAAGUUCACCACAACAAGGUACUCCGAAAUUUGAACCAGUUACAUCACAAGCUGUAAAUGUGGGGUUGACCGGAUUAAGCAUGAGAGGAGAACCAAGUUCUCUUACAACUGGUGGCAACAUCAUUCCUGCUGCAUCUAAUUCUCAACCGGGGUUGGGAUCUGUAGUUUCACCUCCCAUGGGCACUGCCACUGUAAACAAUAAUGAACUGGAUGUUAACUCAUCCCAGGAGGAGGAAAUGGAAGAGGAGGCUUCAGAUCCAAGUAACAUGCUCAACUUGGGAGCCCUUGGUGGAUUUGGGCUUGGAUCAGAAUCUACUUCAAGUACACCAAAGCCUAAUCCAUUUGGUGGUUCUUUUGUUACUGCCAACACAAGCAUUUCAACCUCUCCAGUCAUGUUGACAGCAUCCCCAGGGCAGCUUUUCCGGCCUCCAUCAUUGAGCCUCCCAACAGCACAAUCUGUACAACCAACACAGUCAGUUAACUCCAGUGCAUUUUCUGGUGGUAAUACAAGUGGACUUGGUGGCUUUGGACAGCCAUCACAAAUUGGAGCAGGGCAGCAGGCACUUGGAUCAGUUCUUGGUGCUUUUGGGCAAUCGCGACAGCUAGGUGCUGGUGGAUUUGGUGGAGGAUUCCCAACUGUGGCUACAAGUGGAGGAUUUUCUACAGCUACUGGGUUUACUGGAACUGCUGCAGGAGGGGGUUUCGCUGCUCUUGCUUCUCGAGGAGGUGGUUUUGCUGCUGCUGCUGUUUCCAGCAGUAGUGGAUUUACUGGUUUUGGUGCAGGCGGUUUUUCUGCUGCUGCUGUUGCUUCUGGCGGUGGUGGUAGUUUUGGUGGUGGAGGUACUGGAGGGGGCUUUGGUGCUAGUGCUUCUAGCGGCGGUGGUUUUGCUGGUGCAGGUUCUCAAGGUGGUGGCUUUGGAGCAGCUGGUUUUGGGGGUGGCUUCACAUCAGGUGGUUUUGGGGCUUUUAGCAGCAAUCAGGGGGGUGCUUUCUCUGCGUUUGGGGGAAGCAGUGCCACUGGAACUGGAAGACCUCCAUCGGAUCUUUUUACCCAGAUGAGGAGAUAGCUGGCAUUAACGUCUUCUCUCCAGGAAUUAACGUCCUAUGCAAGC